Messenger RNA from Condylura cristata (star-nosed mole), 2899 nucleotides. It is a transcript of the gene TRMT6, whose product is annotated as tRNA methyltransferase 6. Gene Ontology annotation, biological process: tRNA methylation. The transcript is spliced from 11 exons. The record is from RefSeq and is a predicted model, not a curated record. Gene Ontology annotation, cellular component: tRNA (m1A) methyltransferase complex; nucleus. Lineage: Eukaryota; Metazoa; Chordata; Mammalia; Eulipotyphla; Talpidae. Bases 156 to 1649 code for a protein of 497 amino acids.
CCGGAAAGCGGAAGCAGCGCGCAGCACGUGGGGGCGGUGCCGGUCGCCUGGCACCGUGUCCCCGGAGUCUGUAAUCGGUGAAGCUGGCUGCAGCGACUACGGAGGACGAGGGGCCCAGGCGAGAGGGACUGGCGUGCGGCGGCGGGCUGAGCGUCAUGGAGGACUCAGGGGAGCUGCCAGGCCCGCAGCCAGCACCUCCUGGGGACCACCGUAUCCGCGACGGCGACUUCGUGGUGCUGAAACGGGAGGAUGUGUUCAAAGCAGUGCAAGUCCAACGGAGAAAAAAAGUAACUUUUGAAAAACAGUGGUUCUACCUGGAUAACGCCAUUGGCCACAGUUAUGGAACCACAUUUGAAGUGACCCAUGGAGGAAGUCUUCAGCCUAAAAAGAAAAAGGAAGAGCCUACUUCAGAGACCAAAGAAGCGGGCACUGAUAAUCGAAAUAUAAUUGAUGACGGGAAGUCUCAGAAACUUACUCAAGAUGACAUAAAAGCUUUAAAGGACAAAGGCAUUAAAGGAGAGGAAAUAGUUCAGCAGUUAAUUGAAAAUAGUACAACAUUCCGAGACAAGACAGAAUUUGCUCAGGAUAAAUACAUAAAAAAGAAGAAAAAGAAAUAUGAGGCCAUCGUUACCGUUGUGAAGCCAUCCACGCGCAUUCUUUCAGUUAUGUAUUAUGCAAGAGAACCUGGAAAAAUUAACCACAUGAGAUACGACACACUCGCCCAGAUGCUGACAUUGGGGAAUAUUCGUGCUGGCAACAAGAUGAUUGUGAUGGAAACAUGUGCAGGCUUGGUGCUAGGUGCAAUGAUGGAACGAAUGGGAGGUUUCGGUUCCAUUAUUCAGCUAUAUCCUGGAGGUGGCCCAGUCCGGGCAGCAACAGCAUGCUUUGGAUUUCCCAAGUCUUUCCUCAAUGGUCUUUAUGAAUUUCCACUCAACAAAGUGGACAGUCUUCUCGAUGGAACAUUUUCUGCCGAGGCAUUAUCUUUAGAACCCAAAGACCCUGCUUCAGUUAAAGAAAGUAAUGGCACAUUGGAGGAAAAACAGACUUCUGAGCUAGAGAAUGAAGACAGCAUGGCAGAGGCCCCAGAGAACAAUCACCCCGAAGAGCAAGAAACAAUAGAAACUGUUUCUCAAGACCCAGAAAAUAAGGAGCCUAGAGAGAGAGGAAGCAAAAAAGAUUAUAUUCAGGAAAAGCAGAGGAGACAAGAAGAGCUGAGGAAAAGACAUUUAGAGGCCGCUGCUCUGCUGAGUGAAAGAAACGCAGAUGGUUUAAUUGUAGCUAGUCGGUUCCAUCCAACCCCACUGCUGUUGUCGCUGCUAAACUUUGUGGCCCCGUCAAGGCCCUUCGUGGUCUACUGUCAGUAUAAAGAGCCUUUGUUGGAAUGCUACACAAAACUGCGGGAAAGAGGAGGGGUCAUCAACCUAAGGCUGUCUGAAACCUGGCUCAGAAACUACCAGGUUUUGCCAGAUCGAAGUCAUCCCAAACUACUGAUGAGCGGAGGUGGGGGGUACCUUCUCUCCGGCUUCACUGUUGCCAUGGACAGCCUUAAAGCAGACCCCAGCCUCAAGUCCGGCCUGAGCACUUUAGAAUUACACAAGACUGAAGAGCCAGCAGCUAAAAAAAGGAAAUGCCUCGAGUCUGACUGUUAACCUUUCAGAAAUUGCAUUUGAUUUUUGUUCUCAGGCAUUAUAUAGCUAGUAAGUGAACUUUAAAUGCCAUUACUAAUUUUUUUUUAACAUCCUAAGAAUAAGAACAGAUCUAUAAACUUGUUCCUGGGAAGGAUAAGUAAGCUUUCUCUCCCCCAUGACACAAAAAUCCAAACCUAUUUGGACUAAAUUUGUCCAAUUUUUAUUUCACAAAAAAUCCUCCGAGUACUUUUAGUACUCUGUGAGUAUCUUAUGAAUUUACAAAGCCUAAAAAUAUAUUUAUAUGUGACUUUGUUUGUAUUAUACUAAGAGGAAUAAUACAAUAUGGCAAAAGUUGGUGGGUACUGAACGGGUGGAUUUUGUAGAAGAUAUUUAAUCAGUUCAUUUCAGAUGCUCUUCAGCCUAAGCAAUAUGGAUGUGUGUGAAAUGCACAGUACCAAAACAUUUACCCUGGUCCCUGCAGAGUAAUAACCUUUUUAAAACACUAGAUUUUAUUAUUUUAAUAGUUGACAGCCUAGGAAAGUUGUAUUUAUUUUACUGUCUUUUUUUGGACAAUAGAGUAAGGUACUUUUUUAAAUUAAUUUCCUGAUCCCCAUUCUUUGUUCCAAAUAAAGUGAUUAGAAUUUUUGUGUCCUAUUCAAUAAGUAAACAGAUGUUUUUCCCCUCCCCAGAGACUGAUGGACUUAUAUGUAUAUACAUACAUAUAUAUGUAUUUGAAUGUUGGUAUACAUGUGCGCACACAUUAUUUAUGUAUGCGCCUGUACACAUGGAGACAGAAUGCACUGUGUGUAUGAACUAUGAUGAAAUUUAGUACAGGGCUUCAACCAGUUCUCUGCAUUAGUGUCACUCCUUGUGAAAUGUAUUUUUAAGUGCCUUUUCUUGUGAUUAUUCAUGCUGGUUUAUUGAGCUCUGUCAUGAUUAAGUGGUUAGCUUUUCUAAGCUUUGAAAAAAAUGUAAUCAAAUUAUUUGGUCAUCUGCUACCGCCAAGCAAAGUGUUUAGAGUAAGCCAAGGCCUUUGUCCAUUCGAGAACAGGAGUCUCGCUCACUGAACAUGUCUCAUGUGGACUGUCUGCAUCCUUACAGCACAGGCGUGGAUCAUCCAGCGAAGAACAUCGCAGAAAAAAUAAGAAAUUGCUUUUUCCCAGUAGCAUGUAAUAUUCUGAUAAGGGCCAGUGUGAUUACCAUCAAGUACAGUUUUAAUUCCUUUUUCUUAAAAUAAUUGCUUUUGAAGAAUAAAAGUUUUCGUACAAUGA